AUGGGGCUUCCGGAUCCCACCGUCGACCUUCACUGGAGCAGCUAUAUCGGCGCCAUCCACGAGAUCUUCCACAAAAAUGCCCUGAAGCAUCCCGAUGCGCCGUGCGUCACAGAGACGGCCUCCUCCACGACUCCCGAGAGGAGAUUCAGCUACAAGCAGAUUUAUGAGGCGUCCAACAUCUUGGCCAACCAGCUCCGGGAGGCUGGCAUCGAGAAUGGCGAUGUCGUCAUGAUCUUCGCCUACCGUUCCGUCGAACUCAUCAUCGCCUUCAUGGGAACCCUUGCUGCCGGUGCUACCAUUACCGUCCUGGACCCCGCGUACCCCCCGGCAAGACAGCAGAUCUACCUCGAAGUCUCACAGCCAAAGGCCCUGAUCACAAUCGGCAGAGCUAGGGACGAGAAUGGCACUUUUGCGCCGCGUGUCCAGAAGUACAUUGACGAGGAGCUUUCUCUCAAGAUCCGGGUGCCCGAGCUACGGAUGAGUGAUGAUGGCCACCUUACCGGCGGUGAGGUUGACGGCAAGGAAGUCUUCACCAACACCGAAAGCAAGGCAUCGGCGCCUCCAGAUGUUCUCGUGGGACCGGACUCAACAAGUAUCCUGAGCUUUACCAGUGGCACCACAUCCACACCCAAGGGCGUGUUGGGCAGACAUUACAGCUUAGCCAAGUACUAUCCAUGGAUGGCCCGAACCUUCAACUGGACCUCGGAGACCAAGUUUGCUUGUCUCAGUGGUAUAAGCCAUGAUCCUAUCCAGCGAGACAUCUUCACCCCAAUCUUCAUGGGCGGGGAGCUGAUCAUCCCUGCUCGCGAGAACAUUGCCCACGAAAAGUUGGCUGAAUGGUUCCGCGAUCACAAGCCCAAUGCGGUCCAUUUGACCCCCGCGAUGGGUCAAAUCCUGGUGGGAGGUGCCAAGGCAGAGUUUCCCUCAUUGAAGUGGGUUCUCUACGUUGGUGACAUUCUGACCAAGAAGGAUUGCGCUGCGCUCCGCAAGCUGGCUCCUAACGCGGACAUCUGCGCUGCGUAUGGUACCACCGAGACGAGCCGCAGUGUAUCAUAUUACCACAUCAAGAACCACGCCGAGGAUCCGAACGCAUUGGAUCAGUUUGGCGAUAUUGUUCCUGCCGGAAGGGGUAUCGAGAACGUCCAGCUUCUCGUAGUCAACCGGGAGGAUCCAACCAAGCUUUGCGGCGUCGGCGAGAAGACCAAGGAAAAGUUCAUUGAUAACUGGUUCGUCGACAACCAGAAGUGGGUUGAGGCUGAUAACCAGGUCGCCGACCUCGCCAAGGAGCCCUGGAGAAAGUAUUACAAGGGCCCCCGAGACAGAAUCUAUAGAACCGGCGACUUGGGCUAUUUCCUGGAUGACUCCGGUAACUGCGCAAUCACGGGCAGAGCUGAUGAUCAAGUCAAGGUCCGCGGCUUCCGCAUUGAGCUCAAUGAGAUCGAUAGCAACCUGAGAGGACACAAUCUGGUCCGCGAGUGCAAGACGCUGCUUCGAAGAGAUCGAAACGAAGAACCAACAUUGGUCAGCUAUAUCGUGCCUGAAGAACAAGAGUGGCUCAAGUGGCUGGCAGAACGCGGCCUGGAAGACACGGAGGAGCAGGGUACCGAGAUUGGACCGGUCACCGUGUACUCCAAGCGCUUCCGGCCAAUGCAAGCGGAGAUUCGAGAUCACCUCAAGUCUCGAUUGCCAGUUCACGCCGUCCCGACUUACUUCAUCUUCCUGAAGAAGAUGCCUCUGAACCCCAACGGCAAGAUCGACAGCCCAAACCUGCCCUUCCCAGAUGCGGCCCUGAUAUCAGAGGAGGCUUCAGAGGAGGAUCUGAAGAUAUGGGAGUCUCUCAGCAGCACCGAGAAGGAGCUGGCAGAGCAGUGGGCAACACUGGUCAAUGGCCUGAACGCCAAGACCCUGAGGCCCGAGUCUGACUUCUUCGAAAGUGGUGGCCACAGUCUGCUGGCCCAGCAGCUUCUUCUCAACAUCCGCAAGAACAUGGGCGCCAACGUGACCAUCAGCUCACUGUACUCCAACUCUUCCCUCCGGGCUCUCAGCACCCAGAUUGGCCGCCAGCGUGAGGGCAAGUCCGAUUCGGGCGCGGCCGAGGAAGGCGAGGCGGCAUAUGCCCAGGCACUGGACAAGCUGAUUGGUAGCCUUGAUGCCAAGUAUCAGACCGCGGAUCCUACAGCGCUUUCACCAUCAGGCAAGACGACCGUUUUUGUUACCGGCGCCACCGGCUUCCUGGGCUCUUUCAUUGUCAAGGACUUGCUCGAGCGCGAGAACGUACACGUCAUUGCCCAUGUCCGUGGAACAAAGGGCGUCGCAGCCGCCCUUGAGCGGCUCCAGAACUCACUCCGCGGAUACAGCGUAUGGCAGGAUGCUUGGGCCCCUAGGCUCAGUGCAGUCAUCGGUGACCUCGCACAGCCGCGCCUUGGACUUGACGAUGAGACAUGGAAGACACUCUGCGACACCGUCGAUGUGGUAAUUCACAACGGUGCCCUCGUCCACUGGGUGAAGCAAUACAAGCAUCUCGAGCGCAGCAAUGUUCUGUCAACAAUCGAUGCUCUGCGGCUUUGCAACCAAGGCAAGCCCAAGCUGUUCUCAUUUGUCAGCUCAACAAGUGUCCUGGACACUGAUUACUACAUCAAGCUGUCACAAGAGCAGACCAGCACUGGACGAGGCGCUGUCAUGGAAGCAGACGACUUGAUGGGCAGUCGUACCGGUCUCGGCACUGGAUACGGCCAGACCAAGUGGGUAUCUGAACAGCUUGUCCGCGAGGCCGGCAGACGCGGCCUCCUUGGAUCCGUCGUCCGCCCUGGCUAUAUCCUCGGAGACGCCUCCACCGGUGUCUGCAACACCGACGACUUCCUCAUCCGCAUGCUCAAGGGCUGCAUCCAGCUAUCCAGCCGUCCGCACAUCAUCAACACAGUCAACGCUGUGCCUGUAGGCCACGUCUCAACCGUCGUCGUCGCAGCCAGCUUGAACCCCGUCCCGGCCGAAACCGCAAACAGCAGCGGCGACGUCGGUGUGCACGUCGUCCACGUCACCGCCCAUCCUCGCCUGCGCAUGAACGAGUACCUCUCCAUCCUGAGCUACUACGGCUACGACGUUCCCGAGGUGGACUACGACCACUGGAAGGCCCAGCUCGAGACCUUUGUCUCGGCAGGCCCUAUCCAGAAGGACGAGGAGCAGAGCGCUCUGAUGCCUCUCUUCCACAUGGCGACGAAUAACCUCCCCGCAACCACGCGUGCACCAGAGCUGGAUGAUCGCAAUGCUGUCGCUGUCCUCAAGGCCGAUGCAGACCGGUGGACUGGUGUCGAUGAGAGUGCCGGAGAGGGCAUUAGCAGGGAAACUGUUGGCCGCUUCUUGAGGUACCUCGCUGAAAUCAAGUUCGUGCCUUGGCCGACUAGCCGGGGUAGGGAGCUGCCGGCUAUCAAGGCUGGUGUUGUUGAGGCGCAGGCGAGAUGGGGUGUUGGAGGACGCGGUGGUGCGGCGUAA
Trichoderma reesei QM6a is the source of this 3489-nucleotide messenger RNA. Its product is annotated as alpha aminoadipic acid reductase. The record is from RefSeq and is a predicted model, not a curated record. Gene Ontology annotation, molecular function: L-aminoadipate-semialdehyde dehydrogenase [NAD(P)+] activity. NCBI's taxonomy places the organism in Eukaryota, Fungi, Ascomycota, Sordariomycetes, Hypocreales, Hypocreaceae. Bases 1 to 3489 code for a protein of 1162 amino acids. The transcript is spliced from 5 exons. Gene Ontology annotation, biological process: L-lysine biosynthetic process.